Messenger RNA from Cladocopium goreaui, 976 nucleotides. The record is from the annotation of a GenBank genome assembly. NCBI's taxonomy places the organism in Eukaryota, Dinophyceae, Suessiales, Symbiodiniaceae.
AUGGUGUACAGAGGCGCUUGCUCGUGGGAGGCUCAGAAAUCGAUCAUCCCAAAGUCCGUGCUGUACCUGGGGGAUGCCACUGCGAUACAGGACUUCACGGUGGCUUUGGAGUUAGCGGGGCAUUUUUUUGAGGCGGAAGGCGACUCGUCCAAAGAGACGACCUUUGGAGAAGGCCGCAUAGGUUUGGCGUACUUUGAAUGCGAAUGCACCUUCAACUUGGCUCUGUGUCAGCUACGCUCCAAGAGCUACGCCGGGGCGCUGGCGAAUCUGGAGAAGCUCUGCGAACGCAUGGAGGAGAUGGAGAUCUGCGCAACAGCCAUGGGUCUGGUCUGGUUUCUCUGUGGCAUUUGUCAUCUUGCCCUGGACAGUGCCACGGAACAGUUUGCCAAGGAGGCUUUCUCUCGUUCCUAUUCUUAUGACACUGCCUAUGUGGAUGACUUCCUCCUCCGGAAUGGCAGCCAGAUGAGUCAAGAGGAGGAUCGACCGGAGAAGCCGCGACCCCUUGGUGGACCACCUGGCAGGGAAGAGGAGGGCAAGGAAGAUCUUCCCACAGUGGUUUGCUGCCUGCAGCUAUCCAGCGACAAAGACUCGCAAGAUGCUGAAAACACACAGAGUCGCAGUGCCAGGCGGUUCCUGAGCGCAUUGGCGCCAAUUCGCAUCAAGGUGCGCGACGUGGUCAUUUGGGGUCGGCCCAGCAUCAGUUGGCCCUCGAUUCCACCGGUGCGCUGGAAGCCUCGUACGAGCUUGGCGCGCUUGGACUUCCUGCAGCAACGUGACCCCCUGUCCAUGACUCCAGGUAAUCCACCAUCUGGUGAGAACCCAGAAGACAACAACUUCUGAAACUGGGCGGUUGCUUUUGACCAUUUCGGGCUUUUUUGGGUGUGUUUCACAACCCACUGAACCCGUUUCACACGUGGCCGUGCUGCCACAAAAAUCCAUGGCACCCGAGUGAAGAGAACGCGGGAGCGUCUCAAAA